AUGGCUACUGCGGCACCAAGCCAGGCCAAUGUGGCCGUCAAUGGCCCUACACCCCAGAAUAUCCCACAGAAUGCAGGACAAUCCCAAGCGUCUUUGCCUGCCCUUCCUGUCAACGCCGGACACGACGGAGGCCUGGAUCCUGCAAGCAGACAAAGAGUGCACCAAGUCCUUUCAUCCGACGAUUUUGCCGCGUUCCUGAAAGAGAGAUCUGCCCUCGAGGACAAACAUGCUUCGGCACUAAGAAAACUGAGUCGAAACACUCACGACCUUAUAAGAAGACCCGAAGGCAGGCAGGGUUCUUUCGCACAAAGCUAUGAAGAACUUACGAGGAUACACGAUCGAAUGGCCGAGCACGGCCUCCAAUUCUCAAGCACGCUUCAUACCAUGGCAGAUGAACUCUCUGAACUAGCAACCAAUAAUGAUAAAGCCCGAAAACAUUGGAAGCAUGAAGGUCUCAGCGCAGAGAAACGAGUCGAAGAUGCAAAGAACGCGGUGACAAAAGCGGAAAGCAAAUACUAUGCGUUGGCAGAACAAUAUGAUCGGGCCAGGACUGGAGAGAGCCAGUCAGGGAAGAUCAUCGGCUUCAAGAAGUCUCCGGCACAGCACGAGGAAGACCUUCUUCGGAAACUCGAAGCGUCUGACGCUGACUAUAAUGCUAAAGUCCAGUCGGCGCAGACUCAGCAACAGGAACUCACGAGUACACUGAGACCACAGACAGCAAGAGCUUUACAAGAAAUUAUCCGGGAGACGGAUGCUGCGCUGGGUGUCCAGAUACAGAAAUAUGCCGUCCAGAGUGAGAAACUUCUUCUCAGCUAUGGACUGACUGUUACGCCGGUCAAGGGACAAAAUUCUGGAGAUGCUCCUGCACGUGGUCUCCGAGAGGUGGCGUCGGGCAUUGACAAUGAUAGGGAUUUCGCCGAAUAUGUCGUGGGCUUCAGUGACAAAGCUGGAAACGGUCCUGACAUCAAGUACGAGCAGCACCCAUCACUUUCACCUAAAACGCAGAUGCAUACACAGUCAUUCAAUCAAGCAAACCCUUACGCAAAUAACAAUCAAGGCCCACAACAAUCCGGUAUCGUAACGUCUCAGCAAAACACAGCACCUACUGGAGCACCUCAAUUGCCUCAGAUUCAGAGCCUAGGACUGAACUCAGGGGCUCCUGCUCAGAAUGGAGCGCCUCCUCCGAAUGCUGGUGCUGUCCGCCCUCCAAUGGGCUCACCUCAGCUAAGCAGUUCAAGUCAACCACGGGCUCCAAGCCCUAACCCAGGCGCUGCUCCGAUGGACAGAGGUCAAGCACCGCUUGGACAGCAUCCGGUGGUUCGGCCUGCAGGUACUCCUGGUCCGACAGGGCAGUCGCCACAAGGUGUAGGACGUGGAGCCCCGCCUCCAGGUCAACAAGAUCCGCCACCACAGGGCCUAGGACGUGGUGCUCCCACCUCUGGACAGCCAGGCAUGGCGCCUCAAGGUGUCGGUCGAGGCGCUCCAGGGCCUGGAGGUCAACAAGGUGUGCCACCACAAGCCGGUCGCGGCGCUCCGGGUCCUGGUAUGCCGCCACAAGGUGCAGGUCGAGGAAUACCGCUAGGCGCGGGCCGAGGAGCGCCUCCACCAGGAAUGGGAGUAGGACGAGGUGCUCCAGGUACAGGGCCACCUCCAGGUGCAAUUCGAGGUGCUCCAGCCCCUGCACCUCAACAAGGAGCUCCGUCGAUAGGCGCAGGCCGUGGUGCUUCUAACGGGGCAGCUGCACCCGCAGUAAGAGCUGGACCUCCCGUCCGGCCUGUCUUCGGCAUCUCCUUGGAAAAUCUGUUCCGGCGGGACGGCUCUGCUGUACCGACCAUCGUCUACCAGUGCGUGCAAGCCGUCGAUCUGUAUGGCCUCGACGUGGAGGGUGUGUACAGGACGUCCGGAUCCGCCCCGCAUAUCAUGGAAUUGAGGCAGAAGUUUGACCAUGAUGCUUCCGCCAUCGACUUCCGCAAUGCCGCUAACUUCCACAACGACAUUGCCUCCGUGACGACCUUGCUCAAGCACUUUUUGCGUGAUCUGCCCGAUCCAUUGCUCACGGCGGCAUCAUAUCAAGCAUUCAUUGAUGCUGCUAAGAUCGAGGACGACAUUGUUCGCCGAGAUUCAGUCCACGCUUUGAUCAACGGCUUGCCUGACCCCAAUUAUGCUACUUUGCGGACACUGGUUCUGCAUUUGAACAGAAUCGCACAGCACAGUGAGAAGAACAAGAUGACGCAUAGUAAUCUGGCUAUUGUGUUUGCCCCGACACUAAUGGGUCAACAAGGUGGCGGCGGUGCCAACAGUCAAGCUCCCGGUGGUGGCGCUGAUAUUGCGGACGCCGGGUGGCAAGCGAAGGUCAUCGAGACGAUACUCAACAAUACUUUCCAGAUUUUCGACGACGAUGAGUGA
This is a messenger RNA of Exophiala viscosa, 2406 nucleotides long. RefSeq names its product myosin IX. Gene Ontology annotation, cellular component: cytoplasm. The transcript is spliced from 3 exons. The record is from RefSeq and is a predicted model, not a curated record. NCBI's taxonomy places the organism in Eukaryota, Fungi, Ascomycota, Eurotiomycetes, Chaetothyriales, Herpotrichiellaceae. Bases 1 to 2406 code for a protein of 801 amino acids. Gene Ontology annotation, biological process: signal transduction; regulation of GTPase activity.